CUGUCUCUCUCUCUCUAUGACGGUGGUGAUGAGAGCAAACCAGGUGAAAGAAUAAACUCAUUGAUCUUCUUCAAUCUGAAAACACAAUUCAUCUUCCCUUUCAGACCACUUUAGAUCUUUCGGAUCAAAAAGCUCUAAUCACCACCACCUUCUUCUUGAGUUCCUCAUUGCUGUACCUUCAUCUCAAAAUCUUCUUCUUCUGAGCUUGAGCUUGGGUUUAGGUUUGAAUAAGAUCUUGUAGAAAGACUCUAGAUGACUCCGAGGGUUGCAAUGAGGCGUCGGUCAGCAGAAGAAGGAGUUGCUCCAACAGAGCCAACGGAGAAAGGAAACGAGGGGAAGAAUCAAAACAAUCGAAUCUAUUUAUUGGUCUCUAUAUCCCUCUUCUUCUGGGCACUCCUCCUCUGCUUCCAUUUCUCUGUCUUAGGAAGCACCAACCCUAACAUUCCCAAACAACAGAUCCAGCUCCAACCUCAACCAUCACAAUCAAUCUCUCUUCGCGUAGAUAAGUUCCCUCUCCACCCUCCCAAAGACAGACUCCCUCCUGCUCCGUUAGCUAACUCUACGGAGACCGUUAAGUCUCAAGAGUUUUCGUUUGUGAGAGCUUUGAAGACAUCAGAGAACAAGAGCGAUCCCUGUGGCGGCAAGUACAUUUACGUCCACGAUCUCCCCGCCAAGUUCAACGAGGACAUGCUUCGUGACUGCAAGAAGCUCAGCCUCUGGACCAACAUGUGCAAGUUCACCACCAACGCUGGCCUCGGCCCUCCCCUCGAGAACGUCGAAGGUGUCUUCUCCGAUCAAGGCUGGUACGCUACCAACCAGUUCGCCGUCGACGUCAUCUUCAGCAACCGGAUGAAACAGUACAAAUGCUUGACCAACGACUCCUCCCUCGCCGCCGCCAUUUUCGUUCCCUUCUACGCCGGUUUCGACAUCGCUAGGUACCUCUGGGGGUACAACAUCUCCACCAGGGACGCCGCGUCUCUCGAGUUGGUUGAUUGGUUAAUGAAGCGGCCUGAGUGGGAGAUCAUGAGAGGGAAAGAUCAUUUCCUUGUUGCCGGUAGGAUCACUUGGGACUUCAGGAGGUUGUCUGAAGAAGAGAACGAUUGGGGGAACAAGCUUCUCUUCUUACCAGCUGCCAAGAACAUGUCUAUGCUUGUCGUCGAGUCUAGUCCCUGGAACGCUAACGAUUUUGGGAUCCCUUACCCGACCUACUUCCAUCCAGCGAAAGACUCUGAGGUGUUUGAGUGGCAAGAGCGGAUGAGGAACCUCGACAGGAAGUGGCUUUUCUCUUUCGCCGGAGCGCCAAGACCGGACAACCCCAAGUCCAUCAGAGGGCAGAUCAUCGACCAGUGCAGGAACUCCAAGGUUGGGAAGCUGCUGGAAUGUGAUUUUGGGGAGAGCAAGUGUCACGCACCGAGCAGCAUUAUGCACAUGUUUCAAGGCUCUCUCUUCUGUCUUCAGCCGCAGGGGGACUCUUACACACGGAGAUCGGCUUUUGACUCGAUGCUUGCGGGGUGCAUACCUGUUUUCUUCCACCCGGGAUCAGCCUACACUCAGUACACGUGGCAUCUACCCAAGAACUACACGACCUACUCGGUGUUCAUCCCUGAGGAUGAUAUCCGGAAGAGAAACAUGAGCAUCGAGGAACGACUCCUCCAGAUUCCACCGGAGCAGGUCAAGAUCAUGAGGGAGAACGUGAUAAAACUCAUCCCAGGGCUGAUCUACGCAGACCCGAGAUCAGAACUGGAGACGCUCAAGGAUGCGUUUGAUGUCUCGGUGGAGGCCAUCAUAGACAAGGUGACUCGGUUAAGGAAGAACAUGAUCGAGGGUCGAACCGAGUAUGACAACUUCGUGGAGGAGAACAGCUGGAAGUAUGCGUUGCUGGAGGAAGGCCAGCGGGAAGCUGGGGGACACGUGUGGGACCCGUUCUUCUCGAAACCGAAGCCUGGAGAAGAUAGCAGCAGCGAAGGGAAUGGAGGCACGACCAUUUCGGCAGAUGCAGCUAAGAAUUCAUGGAAGAGUGAACAAAGAGAUAAGACACAGUAAAGAACCAACCAACAUUUUGUUUACGGUUUUUGAGAUAUAGCUUUUGGUUAUAUCAUUGUUGUUAUACGGACAAAGAGAAAAGAAAAGAAUGAUCUAUUAUUUUGUUGUUGUAUUUGGUAUCAAAAAUGUAGUUUCUCCAGGUUCAUAGAGAUCAGUUUGUUUCAGCA
Messenger RNA from Raphanus sativus (radish), 2210 nucleotides. Its product is annotated as xyloglucan galactosyltransferase MUR3. The transcript has a single exon. The record is from RefSeq and is a predicted model, not a curated record. Gene Ontology annotation, molecular function: glycosyltransferase activity. Lineage: Eukaryota; Viridiplantae; Streptophyta; Magnoliopsida; Brassicales; Brassicaceae. Bases 253 to 2043 code for a protein of 596 amino acids.